Dreissena polymorpha is the source of this 2128-nucleotide messenger RNA. Its product is annotated as sodium-coupled monocarboxylate transporter 1-like. The transcript is spliced from 14 exons. The coding region runs from base 188 to 2128 and encodes 646 amino acids. Gene Ontology annotation, cellular component: membrane. The record is from RefSeq and is a predicted model, not a curated record. Gene Ontology annotation, molecular function: symporter activity. NCBI's taxonomy places the organism in Eukaryota, Metazoa, Mollusca, Bivalvia, Myida, Dreissenidae. Gene Ontology annotation, biological process: transmembrane transport; sodium ion transport.
UCAGCGGUAUACACUAAUAGUUAAACCCAUCUGUAAUCUUAGUAUACUACGCUUUCCAUACCGAUAAACGCGGAUAAUACUGUCGGAAUUAUUCAUUAGCUUAACAAUUGCAUACGAUGCGGACAUUAAGUAUGUAGUUCGCUACGGUCUUUUAAUUCGUGAAUAUAUACGCUAAGCGGAAGUUGCCAUGGCAACCGAAGUUCGGAAGUUUGAAGCCUGGGACUGGGUGCUCUUCGCGUUGAUGCUCGGCAUCUCAGCGGUCAUCGGAAUCUUCUAUGCGGUCAAGGAAUUCAUGAACAAGGACUCCAACAACGCCGACUAUCUAAUGGGCGGACGCAACAUGCAGCUGGUUCCGGUCGCUAUUAGCAUCCUCGUCUCUUUCAUGUCGGCGAUCCUGAUACUCGGGACGCCGGCGGAAAUGUAUACCGCCGGAACUUUAUACUUUAUGUACCUGAUCGGUAUGAUCCUCGCCAUCAUCCUGUCGGCGCUCAUCUUCGUGCCUCUCCUUUACCCUCUGCGUCUCACCAGCAGCUUUGAAUACCUACAGUUGCGCUUUAAUUCACGGGCGGCAAAACUGACCGGGACAGUGAUCAUGAUUAUUCAGCAAAUUCUGUACAUGGGUAUCGCUUCCUACGCACCCUCCACUGCUUUAGAAGCAGUAACCGGUUUCCCAACCUGGGCCACCAUUAUCACAGUGGGAUGUGGGUCAACUUUCUAUACAUUUCUUGGCGGCAUGAAGGCGGUGGUGUGGACAGACGUGUUCCAGGCUGUGGUGAUGAUAGCGGGAAUUCUCGCAAUAGUGAUACAGGGUGCCAUGAAGGUUGGAGGCAUGAACACUGUGUGGAGGAUUAAUGAGGACUGGCACAGGAUCGAGUUCUGGAAUGCGGACUUCAACCCGACCACUCGCCACUCCAUCUGGUCGUUAGUAGUGGGUGGGAGUAUCCAAUGGAUGAGCAUAUACGGGUGUAACCAGGCCAGCGUUCAGCGGUACUGUGCUGUUCCAACCCUGAGGAAGGCCAAGUACGCGGUUCUCCUCAACAUUGGUGGCGUCUUCCUCCUCAUUCUUUGCACGUGUCUUGCGGGCAUCGUCAUGUUCGCCUACUACGCGCAGCAGGGCUGCGAUCCCUUGACAAGCAAGCAAGUGGCCAACGCCAAUCAGCUCAUACCGUACUUCGUCAUGGAAGUGCUGGGUUACCCUGGACUUCCUGGCCUCUUUGUAUCGUGUUUGUUUAGCGGUGCUUUAAGCACGAUGUCCUCGUGCCUUAACGCACUUGCUGCCGUUACGUGGGAGGAUAUCUUCAAGCCCGUCAUUGGCCACAAGGUGACGGAGCGCGUGAAGACGUGGAUAAGCAAGGGACUUGUGCUUGUUUACGGUGCUGCCGGCGUCGGCUUUGCGUUCAUUGCGCAGACCUUUGGCGGGACUGUGCUACAGGCAUCCAUUAGUUUUACUGGAGCAGCAUCGGGUCCACUUCUUGGUAUAUUUCUACUCGGUGGUCUUUUUCCGUGGGCAAAUUGGCAAGGCUGUGUAGUAGGCGGAAUACUGGGUCUGGCGUUCCCGCUUUGGAUCAGUGUCGGCGCGUAUGGCCUGCCCAGCAGUGGCUACAAACUGGACUUCCCUACGGCAAAUUGCUCGAUGGCAAACGUUACCAUGGUUACCACUACUGCGAUGACGACCACCACAACAGCGACUGUAACUGAACUGUCUGGAGUGCAGCUAUUGUAUACGGUGUCGUAUCUAUGGUAUCCAAGCAUUGGCAUGGCAACAGUUAUAGUUGUAGGACUAUUUGUCAGCCUCGUUACGGGAUGGCAAAAAGAGGAGGUAGAUCCGAAAUACCUCAUCCCCUUUUUCGACCGACUUGUAUGCUGUCUACCGGAGAAAUGGAGGGCCUUGUGCAGGUGUGGCUACCAGUUUAAAGACCCAGAGGUUCUGGUACACGACCAGCAAGAAAUUGUGAUCACAAAAGAGGAUCUAGAUGAACAAAAGAACGGCAACGGUUCCAUAUACGAGAAAACUCCAGUGACCUACGGCAAAUUUGCUGUGACGCCACUCGGCUACAAACCAUCGACGACACCACAUUUUGUGUAUACAAACUGUUCAUUUAAUUCCGAAGAGAUAUCUGAAUUCUGA